GGACUGAGGACCACAAACCCCUCCCUCCCUCUCUCUCUCUUUUUCUCCUCACCACCCUUUCCUCGCCUCUUUUUCACCAGUCUCCACUCCCCCUCACUCCCUCAAGCCAUGGAUCGGACCCCGUCCGAUACGCAGCGGAGCUCCAAGUAUAAGGCGUCGGCCGCCGCCUACGCCUCUGUGGCGACGGCGGAGAACGGGGAUUUGGAGGGAGAUGAGGAGGCGGAGGAAAGAAUUCAGCCGCCGUCGAUUCAGCCACCGAUGAUAAGGGGGAGAGGAGGUGGAGGCGGAGCUGCUGGCGGAGCGGCGUACCCGAUCUGCCAGGCGGAGAAGUGCACGGCCGAUCUGACCGAAGCGAAGAGGUAUCAUCGGCGACAUAAGGUCUGCGAGGCGCACGCCAAGGCGGCGGCGGUCAUCGUUGCCGGACUCCGGCAGCGGUUCUGCCAGCAAUGCAGCAGAUUCCACGAGUUACCAGAAUUCGACGAAGCUAAGAGGAGUUGUCGGAGGCGCUUGGCCGGCCACAAUGAGCGGCGAAGAAAGAGCACUUCCGAGUCUCAGGUUGAAGGCUCGAGUCGCUGCAUGCGGGCCGAUCAAGACGGGAAGGUGCCGAUGAGCCUGCCCGGAAAUCAAAAUUACAAACAUUUUCAAAUCAGAUAAGCAUUUCGACUAUAUCUGUUCAAGCAUGCUUGCUCUCUUCUGUCACUAGAUGGCUUCUGUAUUAUUGCUUAUGCGUACUCUAAGAAGUGUAUUUAUUCAACUUUGAAGCUCUGUAUUCUUGAUUAUAGCUACUUGAUAUUUUGAUAUUGGCAGAUCUAUUAUGAGCAAUUUGCUAUGUAAAAUAGCUUGUAAAGUAUAUAAUUUUUAGGUA
Phalaenopsis equestris is the source of this 865-nucleotide messenger RNA. Its product is annotated as squamosa promoter-binding-like protein 3. Gene Ontology annotation, molecular function: DNA binding. The transcript has 2 exons. Lineage: Eukaryota; Viridiplantae; Streptophyta; Magnoliopsida; Asparagales; Orchidaceae. The record is from RefSeq and is a predicted model, not a curated record. Bases 109 to 654 code for a protein of 181 amino acids. Gene Ontology annotation, cellular component: nucleus.